AUGCUCCUUACUGUAUGUGGCAAAAAACACCACAAACUGCUGCACCGCGUAUCAGCUCCGCGUUCAAACACGACCACUUCCGAGGAAUCAAAACAAUCCAAACCCAAUACAACAACAUCCUGCGUCGCGCACUCAGACAGAAGUCCAUUAGAACAGGUCGUAUUAUCAACAGCAGUCGUGCAUAUAGAGGAUAAACAGGGACAAAGAAUACCAUGUCGAGCUUUAUUAGAUUCAGGGUCACAGUCGAAUUUUAUAACUUACAAACUGUGUAAAAAGCUAGGCAUUAGAUACGAACCCACAGAUGUACAGGUAUCAGGAUUAGCCGGAAAGGCGAAUACAAUUAAGGAGAGAGUCAACGUAAGAAUCACAUCCACAGUUAACAGUUUUAGCGCGAACAUUUCAUGUCUAGCGAUUAAAAAUAUAACACAGGAUAUGCCGAAUGUAGUUUUAGACAGAUUAGUGAAAUGUAGACCGUCCCACAUACCGUUAGCAGAUCCGCAAUUCGACAACGGUCGACAAAUCGAUAUGCUAAUAGGUGCAGGCUUAUUUUGGCACCUAUUGUGCGUCGGACAGCAUAAGGCAGGUAGCGACCUGAUCUGGCAAAAAACGCAGCUGGAUUGGGUUCUAGGAGGAAAAAUUAGUUGGCCUCUUAGUGAAAGAAUUCAAAGAUGCCACCUUGUUACAAAUCGAGAUCUGUACAACCAAAUCGAGCGAUUUUGGCAGGUGGAAGAAGUAGAGACAGGGGCUAAGACAGACAUAGACGAAUGCGAAGCGUUGUUUAGAGCCACGACACGACGAAACGAAGACGGACGAUACAUAGUACAGAUACCAUUCAACGAUAGCGUAGAGAAGUUAGGAAUCUCGCGACAUCAAGCAGAGACUAGACUUAGGUCAAUAGAGAGAAAACUAGACCGACAACCGCAACUACGAGAACAAUAUACAAAAUUUAUGGAGGAAUACGAAUCAUUAGGGCAUAUGUCGCGAAUCGCAACUCCGCAA
Habropoda laboriosa is the source of this 999-nucleotide messenger RNA. RefSeq lists its product as uncharacterized. The transcript has a single exon. The annotation marks the transcript as partial. NCBI's taxonomy places the organism in Eukaryota, Metazoa, Arthropoda, Insecta, Hymenoptera, Apidae. The record is from RefSeq and is a predicted model, not a curated record.